UUAUUUGGUUUUAAAAAAUGACAAGAUAAUGUUAAUAAAUCCAUUUGGAAACCUAUCCAGUGUUUUUCCUUCUUUUAUAUACAUGGAUUAAACUUCAAUAGUGGGUAUGUAAUUUAGAGAGUGGGACAUGCAAGAGAAAUGGCAACAGGAUAUGAAGAUACUUACAGAGAUUUGCACCAGCCAGCUGUUGUUAUUGGAGGAUGUUUUGCAAUUGUAGCAGUGCUGCUUUCUAUCUAUCUCAUUUUCCAGCAUCUUAAAUCUUACACUAAUCCUGCGGAACAAAAGUGGAUUGUUGCAGUUAUUUUCAUGGUUCCUGUCUAUGCAACACAAUCAAUUUUAUCAUUAUGGAACCCAAGAAUGUCUGUUGCUUGUGACAUUUUAAGAAAUUGCUAUGAAGCAUUUGCUUUGUACUCAUUUGGUAGCUACUUGGUUGCUUGUUUGGGUGGGGAAAGGAGUGUAAUAGAACUUCUUGAAAAUGAAUCGCGAGGGCAGCUCGGCAUAACAUUGUUGGAGCGGAGGAGUGGGAAUCAAGCUGUACAAAGUAGAUCUUUUAUCAGCUUUUUCUCCAGGCCAUAUGCUAUAGGAAGGGACUUGCUUACAAUAGAGCGAUUUGGUCUUGUACAGUAUAUGAUUCUGAAGACAUUUUGUGCAUUUUUAGCAUUAUUGUUGGAGCUCUUUGGGGUUUUCGGUGAUGGGGAAUUCAAGUUGCACUACGGGUAUCCAUACAUAGCAGUGGUACUCAACUUCAGCCAGAUGUGGGCACUAUAUUGCCUCGUGCAGUUCUACAAUGUAACGCACGAACGACUAAAACCAAUAAAGCCACUGGCAAAGUUCAUCAGCUUCAAGGCUAUUGUGUUUGCCACCUGGUGGCAAGGCCUGGGUAUUGCUCUCCUUUGGGCCGUUGGAGUUCUGCCAAACGUUAAAAAACUCCGAACAGGGUUGCAAGACUUUUUUAUUUGCAUAGAAAUGGCAAUUGCAGCUGUGGCUCAUAUAUAUGUAUUUUCAGCGGAACCGUAUCGUUUUAUUCCUGUUUCUGGGUAUGGAAGGGUAACCACUGAGACAACCAAAGCAGAGAUGAAGUUUGGGGGAGGUGACCAGGAGAAAUCAGCUGUGUUUGAAAAGAGAGAAACUCAGGUUGCUGCUCCUGGAACAAGUGUGUCUGAGAGUGUUCAAGACAUAGUUCUUGAAGGCGGUCAAAGCGUUGUCAAAGAUGUUGUGUUGACCAUAAACCAAGCGAUAGGACCUGUAGAGAAGGGUGUUACCAAGAUCCAGGAAAAAAUUCACCAGAGAUUUGUGGGUUCAAAAGACAAGGAAGCAUCGGAAUUACAAGUGGAAGAAUGUGUAGAAGAAAACCUUACUGGAGAACAAAAUAUAAAAUAACAGUACUUUAUUAUU
Molecule: messenger RNA, 1395 nt
Organism: Populus euphratica (Euphrates poplar)
Lineage: Eukaryota; Viridiplantae; Streptophyta; Magnoliopsida; Malpighiales; Salicaceae
Product: organic solute transporter ostalpha protein (DUF300)
Exons: 8
Coding region: 139-1380 (413 amino acids)
Source: RefSeq, a predicted model, not a curated record